CACACACACACACACAAACGAAGCUGGCGGGCAGAGCAGUGGCGCCCAUCCUCUCUCUCAGUGCGACUCCUCCGAGGGAUCAGGAGUAGACUAAGUCAAACUUCCAGCAGCUUAAGAUUUGUGCGCAACCUUUGAAGGAUCCAAGUCGUCAAGUCUAUUCUUUCUGGUUUCAUGUGUUCACCAACGCUGCAGACCAGGGGACGGAAACAUGGGAUCUAAUCUCAGUAGAGUCAAGAGGAGUCUAACACACUAAUAAAACAGGUGUCUGUAGUGAUGUUGCCAUGUGCCAGCUGCCAUCUGCUCCCAUCCUUCUUUAUUCAGGACUGAUGUCCAGAUGGUGUGCCCCUCCAUGUGCGGUCCAGUUCAGCUCUCCCUGACCGUUUCAUGGGCCACGAACCCACCCAAGCAUCCACGGCCACUUGACUCAACCCCAGCACGCACUGUACGCCUCACCCUUAACCCCUCACCCCUGACCUUCACCCUCAACCCCUCACCUCCCUCUGUUUCACUCUCUGUCAAGCCUCUCCUCACAUUUUGACAAUCCUAAGCUUCCCUGAGCCCAACAUGGUGGCCCGCGUUCCCGCUCUAGUCUUGGUCAUGAUGUGUCGGGGCGUCUUGCUCUCUGUCGGAGACCCACCUCAGUCCCGCCGAGAGAUCCGCAUUGAGGGCGACCUGGUGCUCGGCGGCUUGUUCCCUGUGCAUGAAAAAGGUGCUGGGAUGGAGGAGUGUGGCCGUGUGAACGAGGACAGAGGGAUCCAGAGGCUGGAGGCCAUGCUGUUCGCUAUAGACAGAAUCAAUAAGGACAGUACUUUGCUGCCCGGGGUCUCCCUUGGUGUCCACAUCCUGGACACCUGCUCCAGAGACACCUAUGCACUGGAGCAGGCUCUGGAGUUUGUAAGAGCCUCACUCACCAAGGUGGACGACACAGAGUUCAUCUGUCCAGACGGAUCUUACGCUCUGCAGGACGACAGCCCGCUCGCAAUCGCUGGAGUCAUAGGAGGAUCCUUCAGCAGCGUCUCCAUACAGGUUGCAAACCUACUAAGGCUCUUCCAGAUCCCUCAGAUAAGCUAUGCGUCGACGAGUGCGAAGCUCAGCGAUAAAACCCGCUAUGAUUACUUUGCCCGCACGGUGCCCCCUGACUUCUAUCAGGCCAAAGCCAUGGCCGAGAUCCUCCGGUUCUUCAACUGGACAUACGUGUCCACCGUGGCAUCGGAGGGUGAUUAUGGUGAAACUGGUAUAGAGGCCUUCGAGCAAGAGGCGCGCAUGAGGAACAUCUGUAUCGCCACUUCAGAGAAGGUGGGGCGUUCUAACGCUAAGAAGUCCUAUGAAGCUGUGAUCCGUCAGCUCCUCCAGAAGCCGAAUGCUCGUGUGGCCGUCCUCUUCCUGCGCAGCGACGAUGCCAGAGAGCUGCUGGCAGCUGCUGCCAGGCUUAACACCUCCUUCAUCUGGGUUGCCAGCGAUGGCUGGGGUGCACAGGAAAGCAUUGUCAAGGGAAAUGAGGUCACCGCUGAAGGAGCCAUCACACUUGAACUGGCAGCCAAUCCCGUGCCAGAAUUCAACCGCUACUUCCUCAGCUUGAACCCGGUCAAAAACCAUCGUAAUCCCUGGUACAGGGAAUUCUGGGAGCAGCGGUUCCAGUGCUCCUUAGGUGGUGGAGGAACAGGAGGAGCUGGAGCUGUUGGACUGGGAGAGACAGCUCUCCUCCCACCGUGUGACAAGGACUUGUCAAUGGACAAGAGUAACUUUGAACCAGAGUCAAAGAUCAUGUUUGUGGUGAAUGCGGUGUACGCCAUGGCUCAUGCCCUUCAUCAUAUGCAACGGAGUCUGUGCUUCAACACCACCAAGCUGUGCGACAGCAUGAAGGCCUUGGACGGGCGCAGACUCUACAGGGAUUACAUCCUUAAUGUCAGCUUCACAGCCCCUUUCUCUCCACCGGGCAGUGAGACAGCAGUGAAGUUUGAUUCCCAGGGGGACGGCAUGGGCCGAUACAACAUCUUCAGCUACCAGCGCUCUAGCGAUCGUUAUGGUUAUGUGCCAGUAGGUGAAUGGGCAGAGAGUCUGAGUCUGAGCAGUGAUCUGAUCCACUGGCCCAGAGAAGUGGUGCCCACCUCACAGUGCAGUGACCCCUGUGAACGUAAUGAGAUGAAGAAAAUGCAGGCAGGUGAAUACUGCUGCUGGAUCUGUACAGCCUGUGAGCCUCAUGAAUACCUGGCUGAUGAGUUCACCUGCUCGCCCUGUGCUCCCGGCCAGUGGCCCACUGACGACCUGACAUCCUGUUAUGACCUCCCUGAGGACUAUAUUAUGUGGGAAGAUGCCUGGGCCAUUGGUCCAAUUACUAUCGCCUGUGUAGGGUUCAUGUGCACCGGCCUGGUGUUCUGGGUGUUUAUCCGACACAACAACACACCGCUGGUGAAAGCUUCAGGCAGGGAGCUAUGUUACAUUCUCCUCUUGGGAGUCUUCAUGUCCUACGCGAUGACUUUCCUCUUCUUAGCCAAACCCUCCCCUGCCAUCUGUGCCCUGCGGCGCCUCGGCCUAGGUACUUCUUUUGCUGUCUGCUACUCCGCCCUCCUCACCAAAACCAACAGAAUCGCCAGGAUUUUCAGUGGCGUGAAAGACGGAGCGGGUGCAGCGAGGCCACGCUUCAUUAGCCCGUCCUCUCAGGUGUUCAUCUGUCUGAGUCUAAUCUCCGUCCAGUUAGUGAUGGUGUCAGUGUGGCUGCUGCUGGAGGUUCCCGGGACACGGCGCUUCACGUUGCCAGAGCGACGGCAGACUGUCAUCCUCAAGUGUAAUGUACGGGACUCCAGCAUGCUGCUGUCACUGGGAUAUGACGUGCUCCUGGUCAUCCUGUGUACUGUGUAUGCCUUCAAGACCAGGAAGUGCCCAGAGAACUUCAAUGAGGCCAAGUUCAUUGGAUUCACCAUGUACACCACCUGUAUAAUUUGGCUGGCCUUUCUUCCCAUCUUUUAUGUUACAUCAAGUGACUACAGGGUUCAGACCACGACUAUGUGUAUCUCAGUCAGCCUGAGCGGCUUCGUGGUCCUGGGCUGUAUGUUUGCGCCUAAGGUCCAUAUAAUAAUGUUCCAGCCCCAGAAGAAUGUGACCAGCCACAGGCUUAACAUGAAUCGCUUCAGUGUCAGCGGGGCAGCCACCACAUACGCAUCUCAUGCUUCUGUCAGUGCCCACUACGUCCCAACCGUGUGCAACGGGAGAGAAAUUGUCGACUCCACUACUUCCUCUCUGUGACCACAUACAGUCCACUCUCUAAACCUGCCCCUGCGACUGUUAGCCAAUCCAUGAACAGUAUCUCCCUUCAACCAUCUUUCCCCACCUCAUACACACAAUAUACACACUCAUACACACACUAUACACACACUAUACACACUCAUACACAAAAACCCACACACACAUAUGUACACACACACCCAAAUACACGCACAAACAAACACACAACCUUCCUUGUGGACUAGAACUGUAUUGUUUCACAAAUGUAGAAAGUGUGUAACUAUAAUUAAAUUAUUUUCUAGGGAUGUACAUACAUGGAAUCGACAUUGUUGUAAGUAGAGAAACAAAAGAACAAAAAAAGUUUUUAGGAGGAAUUUUUGGAGCCUUUGUUUUUGAUAGCUUUGUUAUGAUGCGGUGUAAAUAGAAAUGUGCUUAAUCAUGGUAGGAGGGCGUGUGUGUCCCUCAGUCUGGAUGCACAUUUGUGGCUAUGCUUGCCUCACCUGCAAUAUCCCACAGACUUUUUAUUCUCAUGCUUUUUUGUAGGUCUCAUUGUUAUAACCGAUUAUGUAUGCAUUUCUAUUGUGUAUCUGUACAUUUGUAUAUUAUACUACUGAUGGUUCAAACAGCACAAUGUUACAGUCUUGUAACCCUAGAAUGAAUGUGGACAGAAGCAUAAACUGGAUAGGAUCUAGCGGCUGGAACGGACAUGUACAAAAAAAAAACAAAAAAAAAAUCCAUCAAACUAGUCAACUUACAGUUAUACUGUGCCAGAACACAAUUUUCAGUUUGAGAAUUCAUCUGAACGCAUCUUGAUAGAUGUGAUUUCCAUCCUAGAUCUGUAUAAAGAAAACCCAUUUUAGCUGUUUUUGUUUUUGCUUUUGAUACAAAUGUUCAUUUUUCUAUUUCUGAUCAUGGAAUCCCUUUAUCUAAAUGGCCAUAAUUCCAGACAUGUGUUCACCAAAGCAACACUAUGUUCACUCCCACUCUCAAACUCCUGUUUGCUUAGAGGGACUGCUGUAAUGGAUUGCUAAUAAUAACUAAUGGCAGGACUGAAAAGCACAGCAAAUGUAUUUCUUUUGCCUCAAAACUGUCAAUACAGACAGUGCUGGGAUAGUUCUGUCAAACCAAAACAAAUGGGUGUCUCACUCGCUUAUUAUGAAUUUGUACUCAAAUGACUCAAACGGUAAUGAAGGAAAACCGGCUGCUUUGCUGAACACAUGUUGAAUUUUUCCAACUACAGGGGAGUGGUAGCUUAUGUCUUUGUGCCCCACUGAUACGGUAUGUGGUGUUGUUUUGAAUUUGGCGAUGUGCCUUAAUGUAUGUUCGAUAGUGCUCCAGGCAGAGGUUGUAAAAAGGUCAGUUUUACAUUACCAGCUGCAAAUCCUUGUUUGGUAAAUGUAAAAGUGACCUCAGUAUAGAGUAUAUGUUUCAGGGCAACACUAUGCCGGUUAGUUUUAUUCCCUACCGAGCCUUCUGCUAUUGAUUGUUUACCUGAAAUGUUGAACCAGUGACUCUAAGGAAUUCUUAGGUUAAAAUUACUUUCUCUACCCCCCACCCCCUUGUCUUUCUCCAGUCUAUGGAGAAAGAAGUCUCCAGUCUUCAAAUGGAUAUUUCUGAUAGACUCCCAUCACACUGAUUUUAAGUUUUUUUUUAACACCUUAGCAGCUCCAAUAAAAGAAGGAAGGGGAAGAGAAGCUCAUAUACCAUUAAGAUGAAGUCUUUGACUCGUCGACCUACUGAAGUGUGCGGUUUACAUGCCUGUGUUAAAUGUGUUGACGUUGAGAGGCACGGUGGAGCAGCUGGCUUCGGCAGUCCCAGAGAGGCUCACAAGAGGAGGCAGAGCACACGGUGUCAGCUGCUGGCAGAUCCCGGCUAACAAAAGGAUGUUAGAGUAGGACUCAUAUGCAUAACAUACAUAACACUUAUCAAAACAUUCAUACCCUUCAAACUCUCUGUCUCUGGCUGGAAAUGUGACAAACUCUCUGCUGCAGGGGGGAAUAAAUGAUGAAAACGCAUAUGAAUAAAGUUGUUCUAAGGAAAUCUAAAUAGCUUAAAUUAGUGGACUAAUUUCACAUUUCAGGAUAUUUCAUUUUAAAGAGUGGCCUCUUGUGCAAGAAUUUAUUGCAUUUAGGAUGGUAGUAAAUUAUUGUUAGACUGAUCUUAAAUGGUCACAUACUAUAAUAUGUUGUCUAACAUAAAGUGUUACUGUUAUACUUGAUAUUUCUAACAAGAUAUUUUGAUCAGAAUCACUUAUUUGCUUCAACAGACAAGCAUUUUAAAUCUGUUUUCUCCAUGUAAAAAAAAUCACACAGUAGGUGGAGGCAGAACUGUUGAACAUUCAUCUGCUGACCGGACUCCAACAGCACCCUGAGAUUAUCACAUUGAAUGAUAGAUUGGGAGAAUUUUAGAGGAUGCGCCAAGGCGAAACCGACCUACAUUGGGGCGUGUGUGUUAGGCGCAGAGAGCAGGAGGGAGAAAGCGAUGUGGCAGAGCAGAGGGGAGCUGCCGCUGGAUUAUGUAAAGCACUCCCACAGCCCAGAAGUCACAGUGCUUCUAUGGAAGCUCAAAGCAUCUCAGAGAUUCACAGUCUUUGUUAGCAGACGGCUUAGCCAUUCACUCAGUGGUCCUGCUCCCACAAGAUACACCCCGCAUGGCAGGUUGCUAUGGACAACCACCGCCACAUCCGCUGCUGGAAUGUGUGUUUGUCUGCAUGGAGAGGAGGGUGGGAGGAGGGGUGAGGAGAGGGCAAAAGAAGAGGAAUAGAAAGAGGAAAAAACGGGUUGCUGGUUCUGAUUCAAAUUGGCAGUGACUGAUGAGAUUUGGCUCAGCAAGGCCCAGUACUCUACUCCCAGCUUUUAAUGGCCGCACAAAUAGAGCACUUAACCCUGAUUCUCCUCUCACUUAGUCCGGGGACUAGUCUCGGACAACAGUCUCACACUCUCCCACUGACCCUCUCCUUCUCAAUCCGCCUUACCCCUUCAACCUUUCCCCUGCCACCUCAUCUCCACUCGAUGUGUGAAACUUGCUGAUGAGUUGGUCUCAGCCAGGACCACCUAAGCCACACCAACAGAUUGGUAGCCCACACGGACACUGAAGGACUCAGAUCUGUGUGCCUGCUGCAGCACAUGCCAACGAGGCAGCCUUGAGGAGGUUGGAAAAAGGGAUGAGGGGAGGGCAGAUAAAGGAGCUGGAGAGUGUAUGGGAAAAUGAAAAUGGGAUUCAGAUGUAAAGGAAAUGCAUCACUUUGAAAUACAUCACCUUUCUCACUACACUACACUACAGUUUAUCAUCUCAUGCACUCACUAACUCCCUGGAAUCUUCCUUAAUUGGCUUUACUCAUGAAUAUCCCUUUCAAACAGCAAGCCAUCGACUACGGACAUUGUCCCUGUAUUCAGCCUCUGCCAACUGCCAUGUGCUCUACAAAGGUCUCUGUGCUGUAGCCCCCGCUAUAUAACAGAAUGUGUCCUUGGCCUCUGGGCUUUGAAACAAGACAAGAUCUCUGCAGCGAAAUGAAGCUGUGGUCGAGCUGAACUCUGGAACUGGCCAGUCACAAAGCAAUAGUUCAGUGUUUAUGAUACGUGCAAUAACGAGGCUGUGAUGACAUCAUAAUAAAUAACAACAAGCAAACAG
Messenger RNA from Seriola aureovittata, 6852 nucleotides. It is a transcript of the gene grm3, whose product is annotated as glutamate receptor, metabotropic 3. The transcript is spliced from 14 exons. The record is from RefSeq and is a predicted model, not a curated record. Gene Ontology annotation, cellular component: membrane. Gene Ontology annotation, molecular function: group II metabotropic glutamate receptor activity. Gene Ontology annotation, biological process: regulation of synaptic transmission, glutamatergic; G protein-coupled glutamate receptor signaling pathway. NCBI's taxonomy places the organism in Eukaryota, Metazoa, Chordata, Actinopteri, Carangiformes, Carangidae. The coding region runs from base 565 to 3243 and encodes 892 amino acids.